AUGGAUGCGAUCGAUAGGCAGAUUCUUCGAAUUUGCAAUGAGUUGGAAUGGUUCGUUAUGAAACAUAACGUGAGAGGUGAUUUCGGCUACCAAACCUUGUUGUAUGGUCGUACUGUUGAAGUGCGCCAGGUGUUCAUCGCGGUUAUCGAAAAACUGCCAAAGCAUUUGCCAUCUCGGGAUACUGAGCAGUCUGCUGUUUCUAAUCUCCUAUUUUCUGUCCGGGCACCGAUCGAUUGUUCAUUAAGCUGGGUACCAGAAUUCUGCCGUCGCCUCCGUAUGAGACGAGAAGGACGUCUUUGGGUGCCGUCUGAUAAUGAGCCGGAUGCCUUCUUUUUCUCGUCGUCUGGGAAGCCACUUUGGGAUGCACUAGCAAGUAACCAGUCAAGAUUAGCCCUCGCUAACAUAAUCCGUUCGUCCGAGUUCUCAGGCAGUAUCGCUCAGCCACGUUUGAAACCACCACUU
Angiostrongylus costaricensis is the source of this 462-nucleotide messenger RNA. NCBI's taxonomy places the organism in Eukaryota, Metazoa, Nematoda, Chromadorea, Rhabditida, Metastrongylidae. The record is from the annotation of a GenBank genome assembly.